Messenger RNA from Dovyalis caffra, 300 nucleotides. Lineage: Eukaryota; Viridiplantae; Streptophyta; Magnoliopsida; Malpighiales; Salicaceae. The record is from the annotation of a GenBank genome assembly.
AUGGACUUUGAAGAGUGUUUGGAAGCAACUGGUGAGAAACUGGCUUUUAUUGAUGCAGUAGAACAUAUAUGCUCUAUUUGGCAAGAAUGUAAGACGAAGGCUUACUGGGUGAGUGCUUUCCAAGGUAAUGUUGCAUUCAGCGAUGACCCACUCACAAGGAGUGGCAGAAAUUCAGCUACUGACUUAUCAAUGGUGGACCUGCAUCUAAAUUCCAAAGGAGGUUGCGUCUCUCUCUCUGUGGACUGUAAGGAGGUUUGGUCUCCAAAUAUUCUUGCGAGGAUAGUUGAUCAGUUUGGUUAA